AUGGGUAAAUUUCUGGCCACGAGAAAUGUUUUUGCUCUUUUUCUAACACUAGCUACCUGCAAUGAUUUCCUUCUAACUCAUGGGAGGCAGAUAAAGCCAUUGAACCAACAUUCAUCUCUAAACACAGACAGUGUUGUAACGAAGGAUAAUUCCCAGCCUCCCCUGCCACCACUUAAAACCAGGGUUAAUGUUCCUAUUCCAUCAUCAGAUAAUAAAGUUGACUCACCCAUGAUGCCAAAUUAUGAAGUAGCUAGUUUUGGAGAUUCAGGUGAAGCCUACACAAAUGCUUUCCAACCUACAACACCAGGAGUUAGUCCUGGUGUUGGCCACCGAAAUUUUAAAGGGGAAGGUAACAAUAUGAAAGUAAUGGUGGCAGUUGAGAGCCCAGAUGUUAAAGUUUCAGUGACUGAGGGAUCAAAAAAUGAUUUCCAACCUACAGACCCAGGUCACAGCCCUGGUGUUGGCCAUGCUCAGCAAAACAAAAUUGGAAAUCAUAAUUAG
This is a messenger RNA of Gastrolobium bilobum, 501 nucleotides long. RefSeq names its product precursor of CEP9-like. Lineage: Eukaryota; Viridiplantae; Streptophyta; Magnoliopsida; Fabales; Fabaceae. Gene Ontology annotation, cellular component: extracellular region. The transcript has a single exon. Gene Ontology annotation, molecular function: hormone activity. The coding region runs from base 1 to 501 and encodes 166 amino acids. Gene Ontology annotation, biological process: root development; nitrate import; regulation of leaf morphogenesis. The record is from RefSeq and is a predicted model, not a curated record.